GGAGUCGCCUUUUGUGCAGGAGCUGUCGACUGGCGUCUACAACACUCCAGCGAAUAUCCCUGUGUCGACAGAGGCGAGGCUCUCGCCAAACCUGACAUUGCCCGGAAUAAACCCAUCGAGACAUUCAACUCCAACCUUGCACCACAAUCGUCAUCCGAGUGGAGGGCCUACGACAAACCCUAGUUCCCAGGCGUCGAGUCCUAGCACACCCCAUUCAACUUAUAGCUCUUUUGCACAGUCAUCUCCAUCGAUGACGCCUGGAUUACUACAACCGCCAGGACAGACCCAAUUAGACUCGCAGACACCGUUGAUUGCUAUGGACUCUCUGAGCCGUACACCGAGUCGGAUGGGCAGCUCGCGGUAUGGUGAUGAUCAGGUGUCUUUACCAGGGCCGCCAGAGAUGCUUAGCCAGAAUGGCCCUAUGAUUCCUGUGACAAUUGAUCUCAAAUCAGGAUCGAGAAGCCAGGCCGAGAAACGGAAGGCUAAUAGCGAUGCAUCACGAAGAUUUCGCAACCGCAAAAAGAACGAGGCGGUGCUUGAACAGAGGAUUUCACAGUUGAUGGAGCAGCUGCAGUCCGUAACGGAACAGCGAGACUUCUAUCGCUCAGAAAGAGACUUUUUCAGGGAUAAUCUUGGCCGCCACGUGGGUUCAGGACAGAUCCCUCCUCGUCCAGCAUCUCCGCGCAACUACCGUGCCGGUCUGGGACAGACUGGAGGCAACACCAUCAAAAUGGAGCGCAUGUCAAAGAGCGCCGGUGCCAGCCCUUCACUGGUUCCGUUACAGACGCAGCCUCCAUCACUGCCGAUGCCCUUGCCCCAAUCUGCUCAAAACUCACCUUAUGCAUCGCCCACAGUUAGCCAGCAUCGGUCUUAUUCAAGUGCCUGGCCCUCGGGUCCUGGAGCGAGUGGUGAAAGUGGAGCGUCGGCUCAUGGCCAAUACAGACCUGCAGACAUUGGUUAUGUCAACACUUGGAGCCGUCCAUGAGUGAAAAUGGACGGAUUCUAAUACUUCCUUCUAGAUUGAUAAUUUUUCUUGCAUAUGUUUAAUACUUUUUCCUACCGCAUUUGAAGGCGUUGCGGUUUGACUUGUACAUUCUUUUCAGUCGAUACAGCGUAUCUAUGGAAGAUACGCGAUUUCCUUACAGGGUCUUGUUCACUCGUUAUUUUGAAAGGGUUGAAGCGAUCGUUUUGAAGCGACUAAGUUGAUGUACUACUAGUCUAUGGCGUCUGUUGAGGAAUUGAUUUGGGAGGUGUCUGGGUUGGACUGGACUGGAGACUGGGAAUUUGAGGAAUACACUGGACCACACCGCGCGAGCGGUAUGUAGAGCAACAAGAAUAGAAAUAUUGCACUGAUAA
This is a messenger RNA of Talaromyces proteolyticus, 1356 nucleotides long. RefSeq lists its product as uncharacterized. The transcript has a single exon. The coding region runs from base 251 to 985 and encodes 244 amino acids. Lineage: Eukaryota; Fungi; Ascomycota; Eurotiomycetes; Eurotiales; Trichocomaceae. Gene Ontology annotation, molecular function: DNA-binding transcription factor activity. The record is from RefSeq and is a predicted model, not a curated record. Gene Ontology annotation, biological process: regulation of DNA-templated transcription.